AGUCUUCAAGAUGAAUUCAACACGUACACAACUCUUCGCCGCCAUGUUCUUGCUCUUCUUGGCUGUGGUCAACUGUCAGUUGACCUUCUCGCCAGACUGGGGCAAGCGUUCGGUGGGCGGCAGCGUGGGUGGCGGCGCAGCUGGCUUCUUCGACACACAGCCCAGCGGCAAUUGCAAGACUUCCAAUGAGAUGCUGCUCGAAAUAUUCCGCUUUGUUCAGGCAGAGGCGCAACUUUUCCUGGACUGCAAGCAUCGCGAGUAGAAGUCACGGCAUUAAUCACCACAUAAAUACUCAAUACUUUUAAUAUAUACAUAUGUGUAAUUGUUUUUGCAUUUUUUAUUUGGGGUAGUCGGCAUUAGUUUGGAUGAAAUCCGCCUUUCAAUACUUCAAAUGCUUAUU
Molecule: messenger RNA, 400 nt
Organism: Bactrocera tryoni
Lineage: Eukaryota; Metazoa; Arthropoda; Insecta; Diptera; Tephritidae
Product: adipokinetic hormone
Exons: 3
Coding region: 11-262 (83 amino acids)
Cellular component (GO): extracellular region
Molecular function (GO): hormone activity
Source: RefSeq, a predicted model, not a curated record